GGGCGGAGCCGAGGCCUGGCUCGCGCCCCAGCGGCGCAAGCGGAAGAGCAAGAUCUUCGAGGAGGCGGCGGAAGCGGAGAGCCACGGCGCCCUCGGUGAGGCUGCUGUCUCUCAGAAGGGAACUUUUUUACCAUUUGCCUCACAGUCUGCGUGUUAUAGAGCUUUAUUAUUCAAAAAAUAAAUGUCACUUAUUUGAAUUUGGAAUGAACAGACCAUGAGGCCAUAUGGUACAGAAUGGAGGAUUUGUGUCUAUGAGUGAUAGAAAUAUGACUGGAACAGUAGAUAGACACCAAAUCAUGGAGAACCUUGAAUGCCAGAUUGAGGUGGUGCCAUGCAGCAAGAAGCAGAGAGAUGCAGAGCUCGAGUCAGAAGACCUGACAUGGCGCUUUAUGUACCCAAAGCUCGAAGGGGUGUAGUACUGCUCAAAUCAGGUGAUGAGGGAAAAAGCUGUGGUCCACAUAAGUCCGUGGUGAAAGAACAAAAAGAAUCUGUCUCCCAAAAGGAGAUCUUUAGAGACAAACCUGGUGCUCAAAGACUAAGUAUUAAUCCUGAUAAAAAGGAGCACAAUCGUAGGGAAGGAAAGAAAUCUUCAACAAAAUUGAAAAAAGACACAUGCCUUCAAGAAAGAAAUAAAGAUGGAGUUUGCCCAUCUAAGAGAACCACAGAAUCCAAAGGAGUAUUAUCCCAAGGACAUCAGCAAAGAGUUCCAAAUCCUGGGAUUAUACCCAGUGUACCUUUACAAAGACAUUUUAAACCAAAGAAGGUAGAGUGUUUGGAGAUUGAAACCACAGACGUGACCGGACAUGAGGGGUUGCUUUUAUCUCAGUCUUGUUCAGAAAUCAGCAAGGCUCAGGUUCUAAACAAACCAUUCCAAAACAUGGAAUUCUGUGAUUUCAGUAGGCAUGAACUAAGUGGGGAAACAUCUGAAGACAGAGAUUUGGAAAGCAGAAUUGGAACUGAUGCUAAGGUUGUGGAGAUACUAUCCCAGUUUCCUGGAGUUUUUAGUACUGUGUUGAAACCUCAGAGUAUGACUGCACCAGUAAAACUAAGCUCUGAUUCUGGAAUUGCACAUGGCAUCCAAACAUCAGGUGGUAUAUUGAAGCUCAGCAAUGGAGGCAUCCCCACUGAUUCUGUUCCUGGAAGUUCAGAUGGUAUCACUGAUCAAACUUGUAUAGACUUUGAAGCUGAGAAUGUUGCUGAUAGAGGCAACAAUUCAGAUUUCAUCUUGGGUCAGAAAGGUAUAGAUUCCAUUCCUGAGACUCUGGGUCACAUUUCUCAUCAGAUGACUAUAGUCAGCAAAUCAGGGAGCGCAGAUGGCAGUUUUGAUCCAACAGUGAUUAGAGAGUAUGAGGAGAAUGACAGCACUGCUGAUGAGUUAUUUGUGAAGCAUGAACCUUCUGAUACAGCUGUCCUUGCUCAUGAAACAUAUUCAGAUGAUGGGUCUAAGAGUGUAGAUGACAUUACCAGUAAGGUAUGUAUGAUGGACAUUACACAUACCAUAUCUGAUCAAGUAACUGUAGGCAGCCCUUGUGUAGUUGCAGUUAGAGUAGCUGAUGAGGCCUGUAGCGACACAAGUGUUUUUUCAAACUAUUUAGAAAUGAGUGCAGAUACAGCCCCUCUUCAUGUAGUUAAAAGUGAAAAUGACACUGAAGAUUCUAGCAACCUGACUGCUUGCUCAGAUAUUUAUGCUGAGAGUAUUUCAUCUGGUUUCACAGAGUCAACAGGAAAGUCGAUAGAGAGCUUGUCAGAUUGUGCUUCCUCCUUACCUUUAAAGAAGAUUGCUGGUAGUUAUUGUAACACUUUUUUGGACUCUGAACAAAGUAUGUUAAAUGGGACAAAAGUACUCUCAGACGGUGCCUUGGGCAGUGAUCUAGAUAGUACUGGUGAUAUAUUGGAGGCAUUGCGUGAACUAAAAACUGCUGAAGAGUUCAAAACAGAAGAGGAAGAUGACUCAGAGAAUAUAGAAUUUGGUGUAUCCUUUCCUGAUAUAGAAUCAGUAUCUAUGGAAACAUCCCUGGAACCAAAAACAGUUGAAACUUCUCACGAAGAGGGAAGUACCACUACUGAGGAGAGCUGGGAGUCUAUGUUUAAUGAUGAUGGUGACUGCCUGGAUCCACGUCUUCUACAGGAGUUAUCAGGGAGUAUGAAGAAUAGAGAAAGCAUCCAGGAACCUAGAUUUGAUUAUUACAACCAUGAAGUUCCUGAUACUGACCUCAGUGAUUGUGAAUUCCCACAUGUCAUUGAAAUUUAUGACUUCCCCCAAGAAUUUCGUACUGAAGACCUGCUACGGGUUUUCUGCAAUUAUCAAAAGAAAGGAUUUGAUAUUAAAUGGGUGGAUGAUACACAUGCCCUAGGAGUAUUCUCCAGUCCAAUUACAGCUCGUGAUGCUCUGGGUAGUAAACAUACCAUGGUGAAGAUCCGGCCCUUGUCACAGGCCACAAGAGCAGCCAAGGCCAAAGCUAGAGCUUAUGCUGAGUUCCUCCAGCCAGCAAAGGAGCGUCCUGAGACUUCAGCAGCCCUAGCCAGAAGGUUAGUCAUCAGUGCCCUUGGGGUUCGAAGUAAGCAGAGCAAAAUGGAACGGGAAGCAGAGCUCAAGAAACUGCAAGAAGCCCGAGAGAGAAAACGAUUGGAAGCCAAGCAACGGGAAGAUAUCUGGGAAGGCAGAGACCAGUCUGCAGUUUGAACAUCACUCAUUGAAAGGGAUAAUUCCAUGAAUUCAGAAAUAUUUCCAUAGUCUUCAGAUACGAGGAUUUUUCCAGAGCUCUGUAUACAUGCAAAUGUGCAUGUUAAUGAAAGAAAGAGAUAAAGUGAUCAAGACAAGGGUUGACUGAGUAUAGGAAGAAGAUAGACUUCUGUCUGUCUUCACUCCUAAAUGCAGUUCCUUGGAAUUGCCUUACUGUGUUGGGCAUGGAAAGGCGCCAUCAGCUAGGAAGAAACUUGGAAGAUGUGACUUCCAAGAGUCCCCUGGACAGGUCACGUCAUGUUAGCACGGGUCACACUUCCAGGAUGUUUUAACCAAAUACAGAACAGAGGAUUCAAACCUGCAAUGAUGGGAGAUUUAGGCCCAGCAAAGGCAAAGUGUUCCUUAGUACCUCACAAGGCUGAGAACAGCAAUAUUGCCAGGAGCAGGAGUGGGUGGGAAGGGGAGGGAGCAGUUAACACAGAGAGAUGGAAGGCUGUCUGCUGAACUUGGUAUUCACAGACUCUACACUGCCAGUUCUAGAGCCCCAGAGUUGGUGGACUGCAGCAGAUACAGGUGUCUGGACUCCAGGGUUUAUACUGAGCUGAGUGCCUGGGGCUGCUCCAGCUGCAAGGCAGCCAGGGGCAUGCCAGUCUCGUUCCUCAUAGGAAGCCGGUCUUGGGAGCUGUGCACCAGUUCCAGUUUAAGCAGUACUGUCAUGUUGUAAGAGGGAGACAUUAAAGCCCAUUUUAUGACAUAUAUCA
This is a messenger RNA of Camelus dromedarius (Arabian camel), 3444 nucleotides long. It is a transcript of the gene R3HCC1L, whose product is annotated as R3H domain and coiled-coil containing 1 like. Lineage: Eukaryota; Metazoa; Chordata; Mammalia; Artiodactyla; Camelidae. The transcript is spliced from 9 exons. Bases 332 to 2683 code for a protein of 783 amino acids. The record is from RefSeq and is a predicted model, not a curated record.